CAUUCUGACCCUGUAAUUACACGCCAUAUCGCAGCAUAGUUUUUUCUCAUAUAUGUGUGCCACCUCACUGAAUUCUUCAUCAGCAUGCCUCACUAGAGAUCAAUAUCCGCUUGAUACUCUUCCUUAUAUCUGUGAUCAAACGGCGAGGAAGUCGGAAAGUCACUCAGAAUAUACAAAGCUUUGCUUGAAAAAAUGUUAUUAUAUAUUGUGAUUUGUGGACUUCUAACGUUCUCAUCAUGCUCCGCCCAGCUCAGCAUGUCCACCAUCGGGGCUGCCCUGAAUGCGGGAACAACCGGAUUAAGCCCGACGCGCGGCGGUGGCCCGUUUGAUAUCAGCAACGCGGCCAUCGCACCCGGCUUCAACAACCCCGCUGAUGGCAUCGCGGGCCCGGUGGGCUCCCCCGUGGUAGGCAGUGGCCUGACCGGCGCCCGCGUGGGCGCACUGGCCGGACCCAACCAGGGCGUGGCCUUCGAUACACUCAACCGGAUUAACACCGUCGCCGAUACUGGGGUCAACGGUGUCGGUGGGCUGAGUUUCGGCGGCGGAGCAGCCCCGGGAUUCGGCGGGAACGGCUUCGGUGGGGCCGGCUUCGGUGGGGCUGGCUUCGGUGGGCCCGGCGGCUUCGGCGGGGCCAGCGGAAUUCCGUUUGGCGGACGACAGGGUGGUGGGGGGAUGCUGUCGCAGGGUAGUGUACCGGGUAUGGGUGGACCAUCAUCAUCUAUGCCGGAUUCACCGUACAGUGGCGGCUCUAGCAUGGGAGGUUAUGGAGGCGGAGGCGGCGGCGGGGGAUAUGGUAGUUCUGGUCCCAGUGCCGGGUAUGGCGGAUAUCCGGGACGAGGUGGUUUUAGCGGAUUCUGGGAGCCAGGUGUUAAGCCUGUGCCAUUAGCGCUUCAGGGAUGGGGUUUAUUUAUUCCUCGGCCACCUGUCGAAAUCACAACCCCAACGACAACCCGCGCGACCACGCCGGCGCCAACCACGGCACGACCUGCAACACCAGCACCCGCGCCACCAGUAACGACCCCGAUGCAACAAGGAUACAAUAAUAAUUAUAAUUAUUACACUCCGGCGCCCCCGCCACCACCAACUACUCCAGCACCUCCGCCUCCCACCACAACUACACCAAUGCCGCCUCCUCCAACCACCACGUACGGCUACGGCAGUUAUUCCAACAAUCAGCCUUAUGGAUCAGGUUAUGGCUCCAACAGCCAGCCCUAUGGUUCAGCGUACGGCAGUGGUGCGUCUAAAAACGCUAACAAAGAUCUCCCACCCAUUUUCCUGGGUAUGAACGACAAGAAAGUCCUUAUAUCCGGAGCGAAUUUCGAUGCCGGCAAUCUGAAGACUAGCGGUAGUGGAGAUUUCUCCGUGGAUGUUGCGGUGGACCCGCCGACAGCUUGCACACCGAAAUCUUCGCCGAGCGCCAAAGGAAUCUGUGUGGAUGACGGAUUACUGCAGAUCGUGUGUCCCAAUAUGAUCAUCGGUGAAUCCAUUGACUGUAAAUCGUCUGCGCAACAGACAUGGUGUUGUUUCGUUGAUUCAUAGAGCCCUGUGUUUUUCGUUGUACAAUACGUUUUUUUGUUUGAUAAAACUUUAUUAAUUUAAAUAGCCGCAAAAAUGUACAAUUAUUUUAACAAAAAAUUAAAGAAAAAGCAG
This is a messenger RNA of Paramacrobiotus metropolitanus, 1650 nucleotides long. Its product is annotated as proline-rich protein 12-like. The transcript has 2 exons. Lineage: Eukaryota; Metazoa; Tardigrada; Eutardigrada; Parachela; Macrobiotidae. The coding region runs from base 193 to 1539 and encodes 448 amino acids. The record is from RefSeq and is a predicted model, not a curated record.